UUCUCACACUACAAACCACAGUGCAUGACGCUUAAAGAAGUUCUCAACUGGUUUUGAAGGGCUUGAGAACUAUUUCGUUCAAGCUCUGAAGAAACCGAGGGCAUCGUUCAGAAGACAUAUCACUUCCGCAGAGUGAUCAUGUGGUUGGUUUACUUAGUGCCAGUGUGGCUUAUGGUUUUGGUGCAUGAUACUUUGGGUUUUCCAAAGGGUGCCCCAGAGGACGCAUGUGAGAGGCUGACUCCUGGACACGGUGCCCCAUCACAGUCAACGGAUCCUCCAAUGCAGCUGGUUCUUGGAAAAGCCGAAGCCCGUCCAGGAGAAUUGGUUCGAUUGCGCCUGGAAAGUUCUACCAAUGAUUACGUGAAAGGGUUCAUUAUUCAAGCACGUGAUGUGGAAAGAAGGGACCGAAAGGUUGGAACCUUCACUUUCGAAAGAGAGACAAAUGCCACAAUCAAACAUCUAGACUGUUUUCCCGGGAUUCAAAACACGAUUACUCAUGCCUCCAACACUCCCAAAUUUGAAACGGAGGCGUUUUGGGUCGUUCCAACGGAUUUCGAGGGGGAUGUGAUGUUCCGAUAUUCACUUGUAAAAGAUUUCAACACCUAUUGGGUGGGGAUCGACUCCCAACGGUUGUCUGUCAUCAGGAGAAACACUUUACAGCCAUCAAAUGCCAAUGGGCUCGCAGAGGCCUGGCAAGGUAUUCAGGACUUGUUUGAUAAUGAUGCAACAGUCCCCAUAGUUCAAGGGAUUAGGAGUUCGGGUGGAUCCAGGCCAGUCAAUCGACCUCCACGCCCUUUCACUAUUGGGCCAAAUCCGGCCACUCAAGUCAGCAUAAGCACAGUUAGUACCACACCAAGACCCUUGCAAUUCGUGCAAUCUCAAUUCUUUGUGCGAUCCACACUUCCACCGUUAGGAUGUUCUUCUUAUGGGAAUUGUUCCACUUCCUCAGAUAACUUGACAACACCUAGUGAAUCAUCUGUGGGUCUGAACGGUCUGACCGGUCUGACCGGUCCGACCGAAUCUUUGGCGGACAUUCCAGUUGAAUCUACUGGUUCUCAAAACUUUCCCGGGCCUCCUUUGAUGAGCAAUGAAGAAUCAAAUCUGGGAGAAACUCCAGAUCCACCUCAAUCGGGAAAUGCUUCACAAGAAAGUGCCAUUGCAACUGAAACGGGUGAUGAUGAAGCAAUAAUCAUCCAAGUGUUGCGCCAACAACAAUUGGAUCGGGAAAUUAGAGAACAACAAAGACUUCAGCAACAAUUACAAGAACAAAUCAGGCAACUUCAGCAAAUGCGCCAACAAGCUCUAAUGCAACAAGAAUUUACAACCUCCGCUCAAAGUUCGCAACAGUUUUUGGGAGAGCGGCCGAUCGUUACGGAGCAAGACGUGAUUCAAAUAGAUGACGAAGAAUCAGUUCCAUUUGAAGGGGUUCGGCCAAACUUUGGGGGCAAUCAAGCUCUUUCUAGUGGCAUCUCAGCAGAUACAUUUCAACCUGACGUCGAUCCUAUUGUACAAGAUGAUGGCGUCCUUCCAAGUCUUGGGCCAAGCCCACAGCUUCCCCCAACUCCGAUUCGCCUAAGUGAAACCCAAGUUUCAAAUCUCGGGUCCAACAAUGGCGGGAUUGGACCCAUCCAAUCGUUACCAAUCCGUCAGAGUGAAGUUCAAAGUUUUGGUUCCAAUAGUGGGACUCGUCCGAUCCAAAUAUUUGAUAACCCUCAAACGCUUUUUGAUCAGGACGGUCGACCUAAUUUCAACAAUGAUUCUCCUCAAACAGUGCGUCAAACCACCUCAAGGCCUCUUGGGACCUUGCCGAUUCCAAUCCAGCAAAUUCCGGCCGUUCAACCCAUCAUCCAAGGCUCAGGUCUACAACCCAUAUCCUCGAUACCGUCCAUGGGACAACUGGAACUGAUUAGAGACUUCAAUAGAGGAUCGGUUCGUCCUACCUUGCAGCCGCCAAGACGGACUCGCCCAACGCGACAAAUCCAAAAUAACUUGAGGAGCACAACCACAGCCAGACCUUCACCUCCUCGGCCCACAAGGCGAAGAAUGCGGCCACGUCGGACCACACAAAGGCCGUUCAAUAGUCCAGGGAACCUCAAUAUUGACUUGGGCGUGCCAGAGCUAAACGAAAACGACGAAGACCGGUUACUGAUGCAGCUGUUGCUCACGAGCGGGGGAAUUCGUAAUAUCUUGCUCGCUGCGUUGGAGAAUCAAUCAGGUCUCGCGGGUGGUUUGCCUUUCAACUCGUUAAUUCGAAGGCAAGGAAGAAAUCGAAGUUCAAGGGAUUAAUAAGCUCAAAUGAAUCGUAGUAUGACUGCUUACUUCAGUUUACCAUGUAAACCACAUUUAUGCCUAUGCAUGAUCAAAUAAAUUCUAAAAAUAAUACUUCUCUUUACUUCGAAAUGUAUGUCGAUGGGGGCUUCCCCUCAAUAUAAACGUCAAUGAACCUAUGUCUGAUCUUUGAAAGUUCAUCUCUUGGGAACUCUAGAUUAAAAGCUGUCCUCUCCAUGAAUGUUCAUUCGUAUGUGUGUAAAUCCAUGCAGAGGCGUUUUCUUGGAAAUCAAAGACGAAGGCAAAGACUUUGCCGAAAUUUCAGUUACGUCUUCUUCUUC
Molecule: messenger RNA, 2609 nt
Organism: Tigriopus californicus
Lineage: Eukaryota; Metazoa; Arthropoda; Copepoda; Harpacticoida; Harpacticidae
Exons: 2
Coding region: 139-2286 (715 amino acids)
Molecular function (GO): oxidoreductase activity, acting on metal ions
Source: RefSeq, a predicted model, not a curated record